AAUUCUUAGGCCUAGGCUAGCAAAACCUCUCUAGGCUAGGCUAGGCCUAGUCCUUCACAGUUCGCCGUCGUCCGUCACUCGUUUGUCGUGACCAUGGAGUUGUUUAUACCGAUGGUGUUCUAGUUAUAAUGCCCUUCCAUAAAAUAUUGUCCCCAUGCGCAGUAAGUUGAAUUUGGAUAUACACUUCAUAUUCGAUUUUAAGUAACUGUAGGCAAUAAAGACGAUUCUGAAUUAACUUUAAAUGCAUUUGCCAUUUAAUAAGUAAGUGUUAAAUAUUGUUUGGUAGGAAUUUUAGUCUUUUUCCUUCCCAAUUCAUUGAUUUGGUUGUCAAUUUGUGCUGAUUACAAACAGACUGCGCACAUGAGACAUGUUGAACUACACCGGAAGUAUCCGAUGUCAACAAAGAGCCGCAAUAACUUUGAGAAAUCUGUCAAGCAGCUCAUCAGCUUGAGGAGAGAAUGGCGGUGAGGUAAGUAAGGUAUAAAAGCAGCUAUUACAUCUUUAAAUUCCACUGAUAGCUAUCUACAUUUUCGUCAUGUUUUCAAACAAAGCAAAGAAAAAGGAAAAGCGGAACGUGGAACUUACGUUGUUUCAAGAGAGACGUGAACAUUUACAACAAAAACUACCUCAAAGUUUCGGCAUGAAUGGAGUGCAGCCUGAGCGAAGUCCAGUCGACUUGACUCAAUCGAAAACCCAAGGCCAAGCAGGAGGAGGAGAGGUUGUUGAUGAAAAGGUUAUCAAACGCUUUGCUAAGUAUGUGACCAGUUUUCCUGUUAUGCAUAUUUCUGAUGAAAACAGAGCAGAAUAUUUGCAAAAACAGAUGAACAAUUUCAAGCAUAAGAAGAAUGCAAAAUCGGUGCAACUUGUCAUUGCUCUCUCAGGGGUCAAAGUUUGCCAGGUGGCUAAUGAAAAGGUUGUUCUUAUGGCUCACGCACUAAAGAGAAUCUCAUAUUCAACGUGCGAACCCGAUAACCAUCAAUUUGCGUUUCUUGCACGGAAUCCAAAAGGGCCGGUUGGUCUGCAGUACUGUCACGUCUUUUCUACUGAGGAGAGAUAUCAGGCAGAAGAGUUAAACGCAGUGCUGGGAAAAGCGUUCAAAGUUGCAUAUGCUACAUUAUCAACCAAGAAGGAGUUUUUUGAAUUGGUCGAUGGAUUAAACAAAGAAGAACAAGCUUUUUAUGAGAAGGUCAAAGAACGUAUGAGGAUAAAUACUACAACAAAACCUGAAGAUUUUUUGAAGAAGCAACCAUUGCUGGCUCCAGAUGCAGUAAGGGGAUUUGGUAAAGAACCGGAAAUUCAAAUUAAAAAGCCAAAGAAAGCUGAGACUUCAAAAGUACCAGACAAUUCAUCAGUAUUUAUCAAUUUACCUGACAACGUACAGCUUCUCAGCUGGGGAAAUGAUUCAGAAGUUUCACUCUUUCCUCACCUAGAUUCUACCACUCCUGACACCUUUACAGAAUCCCAAUUUACCCAGUCACUUCCAACCAAUCAGGAGAGAGCUAUAUCAUUAUCAACCAAUCAGCAGUCAAGUUCUCUGCCAACUUGUUUAGAGCCUGAUAGUAAAGACGUGGCUCCUACUGCUCCUCCUGUUGAACCUUGUGAUCUUCAACAAGAAAUGGUUUCUCGACAAACAAAUCGUGUGCGGCCACUACCUCCAGCACCAUACUACGAGGUGGAUGUAAAGAAUGAGUGGAGUUUGUAUGGCUCAGUAGCUUCUAAUAAUCCACUGACUGUUGCUCCAGAAGCCAUGAAUUCCGGCUGUCAGAUUUUGCUGCAGGAUGAACAAUCCCCAAGAAAUCUUGGGGAGACUGAUCUGCAAGAUGAAAGGCUACAGAAAAAAUCUGGGAAGAUCCUUUUACAGGAUGCUUCCGCUCCUCCAAUGUUUGCAUAUGGAGAAAGUUCUGAUGAAAUGGAGGAUCAGUGUGGUGAACAAAAUGAUGCAUUUACACUCGAUGAGGAAGAUGUUGAUCGCGAUGAGGACUAUGAGGAAUUAAUGCGUGUUGCACGUGCAUUUCUGCACGGCUCCCCGGGCAGGUUUAAUAGACUGUCACGCGAUGUAUAUCGCGAUAUGUUAGAGCGCGAAUGCUCAUUGGACGAUACAUUACGAUACAAUAGAUCUGAAUCGCCAGAAUUUGAAAAUGAACAAGGAUCUUAUGGAUCGGAAACAAAAUGUCAAAGGGCAUCAAAGGAACAAACUUCACCAAAGAGAGAGCAUGACCCUAGAGUUAGAGGUCAGAUAGACUUUUUGUCAAGAUCUUCAGAUGAAAGUGAAGAUGGUGAAAAUAAAACAUGUUCUGUAGGAAAUCUGAUUGGUCAGUUCCAACAUAAUUCAGACCAAAAUGGAAACUUUAAACCUGCUUUCAAAACAGGAGAGUCAGAUAAACCAAGCACAACAGUUAAGGCAUUUAAAAACCCUAAGCCAGCACCCAGGCGGAAAGCGCCAGCUCCACCUCCCCCGAGGCCGCCAAAGAACACAUCCUCAACUGAGACUUCAUCAUGCCGUCCAAAAGCUGAGAAUGUUAAUGGACAAAUGACAAACCGAAGGAAUGCACACCGGAUAAAACCAAUUCCUGCACCUAGAACUAAAUUUAUCAAAUCGGACUCUAUGUCAAGUAGUACUAGUACGACCUCAAGUACAACCUCAAGUACGACCUCAGGUCAAGGAGUUAGUGAAAACCAAAGAGUUCGGCCUUCAACUUUAACAAACAAGAAGCCAGUCAGAGCACCAGGUCACAUAGGUCACAAAGUGGAGGUUGAAGUGGGAAAAUAUAAAGAAGAGCAAAAAACAGCUGUUAUACCACCUAGGCCUCCAAGAACACAUCCACCUUCAAAUAUUAAAAGCAAAUUUGCUGUAGACUUGAGGAAAGCUCCUUGGUUUAGGACUGGAAUUCCAAAGGAAAUUGCUGUGGAAAUAUUAUCUCAAGAAAGCAUUGGUGCAUUCAUGGUGCGUGAAAGCAAAAGUCACCCAGGCUGCUUUGCUCUGUCAAUCAGAGUGCAGACAACAUUUAAUAAGAGCGGCCUAGCUAACUAUUUAAUCGUCAAGACAAAGAAUGGUGGACACACUAUCAAGGGAUUUGGCAAAGACUUUGAGGAUCUUCCUCGUCUCAUCCAUCACUACUCCAUUCAUCAGGAUCAGUUGCCGUGCCUGUUGGUAAAGGCAAGGAACAAUCCAGGAUUUGACUCGUCUGAUGAUGACACAAAAUCUGAAGACCCCGAAUACAUGAGUCUGACGGAUUUCAGAUCUUUAGCAGAAGAGUAAGAGAAGUUGAUCUUAUUGAACUUGAUUUUGAAAGACCGCUAUUUGAUUUCAUGAGAACUGCAAUAUCUGUUGACCAGUUAUGCAGCACUGUCCACCUAAUUCAGACUGUUCAUCAGGAGAGUAUAAACUACACAUUAAGUCCUAGAAUCUGGAGAAAUCAAUGAUCACACUAAUUCCACACAAUUAUCAAUACUAUUCAUCUUCAAAACAGAUAAAUUGGAAAUGUUCACCUUUUUGAUCAAAAGUUACUCUUGGAUCUUUUAACACAGUGGGGAUGUAAAAGAAAUCAUGAAAAAGCAACUUAAUAUGCAAGACUGUAACUUCUAUGUAUGUCUGUUCACUCUAUGCACUUUUCAUAAUUUUCUGACAGCAUGAUGUAGUUGACAUUCCAAAACAAUAUUUUUAUGCUGUUGCACAAGAGAGCGAGUCAGUUGAUCAGUGCAGAAAUUGAGCGGGUCUCAAUGUUCCUCCUUGUCUUAAUUAUUUAAAAACUAUUUAUUAAAAUAAAUUUUUACUGCAUGUUUUAUUAGGUGCUAUCAAUUGAAGAUUGAUAUCUAAUGGGCAGUACAAACUGUGAUCUACAACCAAAUAAGUUUUUUUUAGUGUACAUAUCAAGUGUAAAAUACAAUCAGUAACUCAUUCUGCUGUACUAGCAAUUUCACCAGAGGAUACAGAAUUAUCACCUCUAGAGGGCAGUAGAUGUUUUUUUUCAGAUAUGAAUUUUAAAUACAGUAUACAUAGAAAUGUUAUAUUUUUAGAUGCAAAUUUUUUUUAAUAUUCCUCAUUAGGAAAAGAUGAAGCCAGUUUUCUGGUUGUGUAAUCCAUGUUACAUUCUACCACAAACAUUCCAAUUGCAACUGCAACAUUUACAAAAAAAAAAAAUUACAAGCCAAAUAUUUUUUAAUAAUUGCUGUAAAUCAUGUUGCUGUUGGGAAAAUGGGAACCUAUUGCGGUCCAGUAACAUGGUCUCUUGCUAAUACCACAAAACAAUGGUAUUGAGUGUGCUUUAAAUCUACUUAUUGCUAUGACUAAUCAUUGAUAUAAUUAUUGUUAUUAGUAUUAUUAUUUUAUAUUAUUAUCAUUUAUAUUUCCGAAAUUGAAGUGAGAGAUAGGUAGUCUUCCAUUUAUUACAUAUCAAAUCUCAGGCUGAUGUUCAGAAUUCCUGAUGUCAUUUUACUGUGCCAUCUAUGGUUGAAGCAUUUUAUAACUAAAUAAUUUACUGUCUGUUCCCUAAGCCCUGUUUGCUAUCCCUAAAAUCAUAUAGUUCUUAUAAAUUGUCCUUUUAUGUUUAUAUUUUAAUAUCAAGUUUUAUGUGAUAAUUAUACCGUAAAACCUUUAAUUGAAGCCCACCGGGCUUAAUCUCGAGAUGAAGCCCAUCUCGAAUUGAAGCCCCCUCUUUA
Molecule: messenger RNA, 4659 nt
Organism: Anneissia japonica
Lineage: Eukaryota; Metazoa; Echinodermata; Crinoidea; Comatulida; Comatulidae
Exons: 10
Coding region: 536-3259 (907 amino acids)
Source: RefSeq, a predicted model, not a curated record